CCCGCAUCUUUCUGCGCUCGCAGCCGCCCAUCGGUUCUGGAUGAGAGCGAUUAAAGUUGCCCUUCAGGCGGCAUUACAUCACCUCCCGCCCGGACCGGAACGAUACGGUUAAUUAUUUACUCAGUGUGCACGCUUUUAAAAAUGCCUGACACAACAAAUGUCCGGUUUUAACGGCUUUCGCUGACAGGAUAAAGAGAAGAAAAGGUGGCUGGCGUGACUGGCUGGCACCCAUUGUGUCGGGGAUUUGAAGCGGCGCGAGAUGCCAUGGCAGCGGCGGAUGCAGCAGCAGCUAACGGGCCGGAGCCGCCCGGUCUCCCGGUACCCAAGGCGUUUCCCUACGAGGAAUACCAGUGCAAAAUCUGCUACAACUUUUUCGACCUCGACCGUCGGGCGCCUAAGAUCUUGGAGUGUCUGCACACGUUUUGCGAGGAGUGUCUGCACGCGCUGCAGCUGUGCGAGGAGCGGCCGUGGCGCAUCAGCUGCCCCGUGUGCCGCCACCGCACGCCCGUACCGGACAACCGGAUCCAGAACCUGCCGAACAACACCAAGGUCACGGAAGACUUCCCUGUGUACAUCGACUCAAACCCCGUGCCUCAGGAUGCUCUUCCGUCCCACCGGCCUCCGCUGCAUCCGGCGCUCGUGGCGCUCCGGCGCGAGGAGGACGCGUCUGUGGCGUCCAUGGCUGGGCACGCGACGCCGUCCACUACGACGGUGUCCACCGCGACCACGCUGCCCCAGGAGUCGGUCUCGCGUUACGAGAGCUGCCAAAACUGUUGCUGUCUCGCGCUGACCACCGGAUGCGUGUGCGUCAUUUUCUCUUUACUGUCUAUGCUAGUGCUGCUCUUCAUGGGCCUCAUUUUAGUAUACAGCCACUUCGGGCCGCCCUCGUCCGCGGGACCCCUCUGUCUGUCGGUGGCCAGCAUCCUCGCCAUGGUGUCUGCGGUGGUAACGUGGCUCCUCUACUGGCUCAAAGACCGACCGGAGCACGAGACGGGCCGCUCCUCGGCCACCACUAGCGCGAGCCGGAGAAACGCGUGACAGAAGAUCAGAAGCGUAUGACAAGCCCUUUCAGUAGGCUAUUUAUUUCUUAGUACCGGUUAGUUUCUUUUCGUGUUACUACUAUCAGUAUCUUUAAACGAGUUAGAUGUGCCAGCUAGUAUCUAUCCCAGUAUACUGGGAAUUUUUUUGCUUGUUGCUAGUUUAAAAAUACAUUUCACAAGUUCACAAACAAUUAUAGAGAACGUCAAGUAACACUGAAUUAAACGUGGAAUUUUGAAAGUAUUUUCUUGCAAAACGUGUUUUUGCAACAAUUUUUUACAGCGUAAGUCUAUUAGUAAAAAAUUUAUCUCACAAGUUACAAUUGCAUAUUUGCGUAAUUAUUAUAAACUGAUUUGUUAACGUUACUUUAUGCAUUAAUUAACAAUGAGAAAUACAUUUGUCUAGUGCUCGAAUUGGGUCAAAGCCACCUUCAAAUAUAAAUAAAUAGGCUAUAUUUGUUAUUUUUUAUCGUUGAGAUGAGAAAUGAGAUGCAUUCAGUGAGCACGCGACUCAUCUGAACGCUUCUGAUUGGCGGCUGCAUUCAUAAACUCAACGGAAUUGUAUGUGAUUAGCUAUAAUGCGCAACAAUGUGUAAAAAGAAAUCUGAUGUAACAAGAGCAGGUCUAAUCUUUUACAGCAAUUGACCCCUACCCCCACCCACCAGUUCAAACACUGCAUUUUCACUGCGCAGUAUUUAUUAAAGUUAUCUACUUAAUAAAAAUACAACUUUUCUUUGUGUUCUGCUUGGGGUCUAUUCCGCGGAUAUCAUUGGGAACAAGAUUUGAUUUUAAUUUUUUAUCUGUAAAUGUUGAAAUGGACAUUAACUAAGUUUAAUAAAUGCUUCAGAAGUAAUUUUUUCAUUUGAACUAAUUCUAACAACCGGAACCUUACUGAAAAUGUACAUGAAAUUCACACUGUCUGUUCAGUUAGUACUAGGGAAACUGUAAAAUAUACUUGUAACUCAUUGAAUAGCAAAUUUCAAUAACUAAAGAAGUACUAGUAUCUAAUGAGGAUCUAAUAGAUCACUUAUUGGUAUGGGCCAGUGCUUCCCCACGAGGAGUAUGAGUGCAAAAUCGACUACUGUUUCAAUUAUUUUAGCCCAAAAUCAUGGAGUGCUAACUGCAAGGAGUGUCUGCAUUUGUUGCAGUUAUACAAGGAGAAGCCAUGGCACAUCAGAUAUCCCCAUAUGCCUAACGUACCAGACUACCGGGUACAGAACCUGCCCUACGGCAUCCGCAGCAAUCGGAUACAUGUGCGCCAUCUUCUCCUGUCUGUCCAGUCUUGUGUUUCUCUUCACAGGCCUCAUAUUCACGCACGGCCGCCUGAGGUUUUUCUGCUAGGACACCUGCGUGAGCUUGAGAAGAACUGACUUCAUACAUCCACUCAAAAUCAUCAAAACAUCAGUUGUUUAAAGAUAGUUGCAAAAACAUUCUGGGUAAAACCCCACAGCUGCUAUUUGAUAUUCAGACUUUGGUUGUGGAGCCACUAUAGUGGGGUCCCAAAGUCCAACAAUGAGACCACAAGUGAAAAUGCAUAUAUUUUGUAUUGUUUUAUAAUUUAAUCCAACUUUAUUAUUAAUUAAUUUUAAAUUAAUGCAUUUGGCAGAUACUUUGUUCCUAAACAAUUUACAUUGCAUUUAAGCUAUACAUUUUAUUAAUUCCUCCAUUCCCUAGGAAUCCCUAGGAAUGGCAUGUGCAAAGUUUAAUUGAAAAACUGCUCAGUGUCACAAAUUUGCAUGCUGACUUAGUACUUCUUUCAUAGUUUAUGUCAUGACCUUCUUCUUCUUCUUCUUCUUAUUUUGUUUUAUCCAAAUAAUUCGGUUUAUAUCCAGGUUUAAAUAAUAAAAUGUGCUCUCAGACUUUUGGACCCCACUGUAGGCCAACAUAAUACAGUUGUUCAAAUACGUGUUUCAAAUGAGACGUGCACUUAUUUGGCAUUUAAAAUUAAUAUUCACUAAUAAAGUUUGGUGGCUAGGUAAAACACUUAUUUGACACAAUUUAUCAGAUGAUAUUCUCCAAAUUGCUGCUGGGUGUUGUUUUCCUCUCCUUUAUCAUAUUCAAAAAAGAUCUCUUUGUUCUCAUGGAUCAAUAGCUUUAUUAGGGAAACUGCACAUUUGAUACCCCCUCUGUUCUCCACUUCACCUAUGCAUCUAUCACGGUAAAACCGUGUCGUUUGACAACUAACUUACAAUCUCUUUUUGCUAUCGUCUGUGUGUGCUUUUAAUGUGCGUAGCAUCACAAUGCAUUGACCUUUGUACUUUACCACCUCGUUCAUCAGAUGUUUGUAUCAUGCAAACCUGUGAUGAGCAGUCCCUGAUGCCCUGCAUGAUGUUAAACAAACACUAGAUACUGAACUGUGCUUGAAAACCAAGGUCAGCCUUCACUGCUUGACGAAAGCUUCCUUGUUAAUCGAAUCAAUACUGCUGAUUUCUACAUUAAGCAAUAGCAAAUCAGUCAUUUAUUAAGGGUAUUUGAUAUGAUGUUUCAUGUAAAAAUUGUUGGUUGAAAUCUAUACACGCCGUAUUCAGAUCUACGUUAAAGGCAUAUUCAUAUUUAAUGUUGCACAACAAAAUUUUGUGGGCGAAUUCCAGUCAUUCAAAUAGACAUAGGAAAAGUUGGCCGCUGCUUGCUAUAAAAGUGACUUAUGUGCAAGCUGUGCAUUAUAAAUCUGAGAAUGGACUAUUUUUGUCCAUGAAAUUUCACUAAUGUGUGUGCAUAGCGGGUGAAGCAAGCAGGAAUCUGACACCUGAGGAGCAGCUAGAGUUUUACUGUGUCCUUGCAGUGACAGGAUGCAGUCAUAGAGAAACCAAUGAUAAAGACUCACACACUGGGACCGCCGCCAAGACGUGCUUUCGAGUGUUUACUGACCCACUUAUGAUAUUCUGCAUCUCUCCUAUAGGCCAUUUGUCUUGGUGUCACAAACUGAAAUAUUCAUCCAGCUAACUAUAGCUUGUUAACCUGAGUGCAAAACACAUUCUAACUAACCCGCUUUGGCAUUAUACUGAAUAUAACGUCUAGCUGUUUGUUUAGAGUUAAUGGUUUGAUGACAACGAUUAAAGGAAACUUUAUGGCCUAAAUUUCCUUCCACUAGGGUAAAGGUGAUUUCUUUAGAAUGGUAAACAUACUUGAUCAUUCUCUUAAAGGGAUAGUUCAUCACCCUCAUGUUAUUCCUGAAUCCACUUGUUUAAUCUGUGGAACUCAAAAGGAGAAAUAUUAAAACCUCAUGCUCUAAAUAGGACAAGAGUAAACAUGAGGGUGUUUAAAUCAUUUUCAAUCACUACUUCUUUAAAUGAGCUCUUAUGUGCCUUUACUUUUUAUUUAUUGGUUUAUUUAUUAAAGGAAUGGAAUUUCUGAAUAGGAAUUAACAAGUGAAGUUUAUAUAAGCUUACUAUUUGAUAAGUUGUAGGCAGAUGUGAUGGCUCAAUCCAGGUCUGCCCUCUUCUGGUGGACUUCUAGUGAUGCAGUCAGUUGUGUGUAGUCAUGGUUUUGAUUAGGUUUUUGUAAGGAAGGUUUUACAAAGUGAAUUAUUGCAGCAGUGAUUUAUACACGCUAAGGUUAUUUUCAUGAGUGUUAGGGAUGUAAACAGUCAUUGUCUGCGGCUAUCGUGCUGUACAAAGCAACAUUUGUAAAGAAAGUAGUGUAGUGUGCAUUGCAAUAGUGUUUUAGUCACCAGCUUCACAGCUCCUCCUGCCAUUCUGCUGAGGAAAAUAUGUCAUAAUAGUUUAUACCGUGACCUCAGUUUACUGCCUUUUUGAUCCCCGCUGAAAAGACCAACAACAAGGUUUGGGGUCAGUAAGAUUUUUGUUUGUUUUUAAAAGAAAGAACGCAUUAUAUCAAUCAAAAGUUACAGGAAAGACAUUUAAAAUGUCACAAAAGAUGUCUGUUAUAAAGUAAAUGAUUUAGACGUUUCUAUUCAUCAAAGAAUCCUGAAAGGAUUUCACAAAAAUAAGCAGCAACAAAUUUGAUCACAAACAAAAAUGUUUCUCGAGUAGCAAAUCAGCACAUUAUGAUUUCUGAAGAUCAUGUGACACUGAAGACUGGAGAAAUGAUGCUGGGAAUUCAGCUGCGCAUUAUAUUACAUUUCAACAUUUUACAUUUUAAAAUGCAUUAAAUGCAUUUAAAUAAUAUCAAUUUUAAAAUGCAUCAUAUUUCAUCAAAUAAACAGUGAACAUUAGAGACUUGUUUCAAAAACCUUCAAAAGUCUUACCAACUCCAAAGUUUGAACAGUAGUGUAAACCGCUGGUUAGUCUUGUUGGAAAACGCAGUAUUUCUGUGAAGCUGGUGGACCAAGAAAAUCUUGCUGGUUAAGAAGCCUGGAAGGGACACCAGCAUUCAAAGCUCAAUAUAUGCUGUCUUUUCAACAGGGAUGUGGAUAAGUAGAAGAGAUAAGAUGCUCGUCUUCUGUCCUGGUCCAGAUGUUUCAUAGGCUAGAUGUGAGCCUGAAAAGGAAACAAAAACAGUCUGUUGUGAACUUAGUCUUGCUGACUCACAAAAUCAAGGACCAAACUGUAAAGAACGAAACUGGUGAUCAAACUGUUGACAUCAAGUGAAACUGAUAUUUCUGUACCAUUCAGUGUGAUCUCUCCUCAUUCUCAUGGUACUGCUUUCACUGUGACUGUCUGGACAGUCAAGCCUGAUGUGUGCACAUCUGUUUAUAUAUCUGUGUCUCCCGCACACACUGACCCAGUGACUGCACGGCACUUACCUGAACCCUGUGUUACUGCCUGGGAUGACUAUACUUCCCUUAAUGCACUCCAGCCCUCUUAGUAACACACAGCCCUUAUAUACUCUGUAAUGUGUUUAUUAGAAAUUAGGAUAUUAAUGUGUGUUUUUACUAUCAUGUCUCAAUAAUUGUCGUGGAACCUAUUUGAAUUGUAUUUGCACAUUGAAAUUGUUCUGUUUACAUACAAGAACACACUCUUGGUUGGGUAAUAAAUGAGAAAAAUGAAGAAAA
Molecule: messenger RNA, 5991 nt
Organism: Carassius gibelio (silver crucian carp)
Lineage: Eukaryota; Metazoa; Chordata; Actinopteri; Cypriniformes; Cyprinidae
Product: E3 ubiquitin-protein ligase RNF182-like
Exons: 1
Coding region: 265-1038 (257 amino acids)
Biological process (GO): protein ubiquitination
Molecular function (GO): ubiquitin protein ligase activity
Source: RefSeq, a predicted model, not a curated record